AGUUCACUUUUGCCUCGUCGUCGCGCUGCAGCAUUAACCGAGCGAUCUUUCAACAUAAGGCGUUGUUCCUACAGCGUCAUAUAUUUUUCUCUGUCAGAAUCGCAUAAAGAUGCCUCCCAAGGGGAAGAGUAAAAACUACAAGGGUCGCUCCCGUCAUUUCACUUCGCCCGAAGAGGUUGAAGCGCAACAGGCGAAGGAAGAGAAGGAGAGAGCCUGGAGGGAACGGAAAAAUGUAGCAGAUGACGACGAGGAUGAGAACUCUGAAGAUGACAGCGAGGAGGAAUCUUCAGAAGAAUCGUCUGGAGAAGAAGAAGGAGAAGCGGCCGAGGAGAAAAAGAAGGGUGUCGAGGGCUUGAUCGAAAUUGAGAACCCCAACCGAGCAGUGACGAAGCCGAAGAAAACUACUGAAGCUCUAGAUACGGAACAAGCCCCUGAACUCAGCCGGAGAGAACGCGAAGAAAUUCAGAAACAGAAAGCUCGAGCCCACUACGAGAAGAUGCACGCGGCAGGUCGGACCGAUCAGGCCCGCGCGGAUCUCGCUCGGUUAGCGAUCGUUCGCAAGCAACGUGAGGAACAGGCCCGGAAGAAGGCUGAAGAGAAACGACUUGCCGAGGAGAAGCUCGCGGCCGCCAAGAAGUAACAACCUUUGUCGGCUAGAUUAGCGAAAGUCAAACGGGCACACCAUAUGCCAUCGAGGUAGGCUAUCCUGCGAUGGAUAGUGAACUCUCCGUUUUGUGGAUGGGAGCUUAUGUUUGCGCUUGUGUUUCCGAGUCCGCCGAUUUGAUUUGACGCGAGUCGGCAGCAAUUGUUCUGAUUGGGGAGAAUGUCGACCAAAUGAUUUCGGUUGGGUGUAUAUGCUGUGAGCUGUUUUGUUCGCUGUCGCAGCUCUUCGCCAUGUAUCGUUACGGCCUAUAGCGUCAGAGCUGCGAUGCGAACGACGAGGGAACGACUAAACAGAAAGUUAACCGAUGAGUACCGGCGUGUUUGAGAGACCGCAUUUAUGUACACUUCGUAAAGCAGGGCGAGGGGCCGCGCUGGUCUUGGUGAAUAAAGGUCUCUGAGACAACUUUUCGGA
This is a messenger RNA of Galendromus occidentalis (western predatory mite), 1075 nucleotides long. RefSeq names its product 28 kDa heat- and acid-stable phosphoprotein. The record is from RefSeq and is a predicted model, not a curated record. Bases 110 to 640 code for a protein of 176 amino acids. Lineage: Eukaryota; Metazoa; Arthropoda; Arachnida; Mesostigmata; Phytoseiidae. The transcript has 4 exons.